AUGGCUAUUUUCCUAACACCUUCUGCAUCGAUCAAUGCUGCUGGUGCAUACUUUCUCCUUUUGAUGUCACUUCAUCGAGAUCCUUACAUUGUCAUUAAACACUACAACUGGCCUCACAGACCGGUUCGAAUUUUUACAUAUCUUAUUGGACGAGACUCCAGCAGUAAAAGCAAUCUUUAUGAUAUGGCUUGUACAAACAAAGGCUACUUUGUCCAAAUCAACUCCCUUGAAGACGCUCGAGAGAAAGUUAUCGAGUAUGCGCUCGUAAUGGCUCGUCCUAUGGUCAUGUACCAACAAGACCAUCCUAUUCACUGGAGCCCUGUUUUUAUGGCCGGGAUGUCUAGCGGAUUAGGGCAAGAAAAUAAUAAUAAGAGACGUCUUGUUACAACAGUUUCAACGCCCGUUUUUGAUCGGAGGAAUUAUUCAAUUCGUGUCGCAAACAUAUUAGGUGUGGUUGGAACCGAUGUGCCGAUUGAGGAAAUUCAGAAAAUGAUACCUCAAUACAAAUUAGGAGUAAAUGGAUAUUCUUUCAUAAUAGACAAUAAUGGAAGAGUUCUUUAUCAUCCUGAUUUAAGACCAUUAAGUGAUAAUGGACAGUAUAUUGAUCAAUUGAAACCAAAGUAUUCGUCAGGAGACAUCACCGAGAUAGAACUACCAGACACUGAAUUUCAGGAUGAUCCCGAUUUACUGGAAGAGAACAAAAACCUGUUGCAUGACAUGCGUUAUGAAAUGAUUCAACAACAUAGGGGAGAAACCGAACUCAGGGUUUUAACUCACUUCGACAGCAUGAAAAGAGUAGCGAGUAGAACGUUAAAAUACUUUUAUGGUCCUAUAGAGGGUACUCCAUUUGCUCUGGCUCUUGCGCUUCCUGACAAAUAUGGUAGUCAUGAAUUAGUCUCACAUCAAGAGAUUCGUCACUCGAGAAGUAAUGUGACCGAGUACUUUAAGGGAGAUAAUUGGAGAGUCCAUCCUGACUGGGUAUACUGUGAAUACAACAGCAUUAGCGAUUUAGAAAAGGAACGUGAAAGUUCCGGUGAGAUACUCUCCCGCGAUCAAGAGCCAAGCUUUUCAACUCCUGAAGAACAGGUGUUGCACUUCUUAGCUCGCGCUGGUAGGCCAGGGUGGAAAUGGAUGUCGGUUCGUCCUCGAUCACCUCAACCACAUCACGGCCACGGAGCUAGUCCACUAGGACACUUCGCCCAGCAUGUGAGCGGGCAAGGUUCGCGGAAGGCUGAACCUUACUUUUGUGAUCGAACACUAAUUCAAUCACUAGUUAGAGAUGCCAUGAUAACUGAUGGAUUGGAUAAACCCUCUACUCAAAAUACUCAUAAGGAAGUUCACCCAAUCGCCACAUUGAUGGCUCUACUAGCAAGGCAGGGCAUAUCAAUGUUUAAUGUUACAACAACAUUUGUUGCCACACGAUCAGGACUUUUACGAUGGGUGGAUCAUAUGGAACAUCCUUCCGAUUCGAGCGAACCACAUUUCAGCGAAAUCAAUGCACGUGCGAUGGAUAUGAGUUGGUAUAGAAGAGCAGUCGACCAAUAUGCAGUAGAACCUGACAGCUUUGUAUAUAGCGUUCCUUUUGAUUCAGGAUACACGGACAAUAGCAACGCAACUUUGGUCACUGCGACACAUGCGAUAUUCAUUGACCAUCGAGGGCACAAAGCACCCGCUGCAGUUGUUGGUCUAUUAUUUCGUCAUGACUCACUAGCGAGACAUUUCGUUAACAUUACAUCAGCAUGUUCUGGGUGUCAUAAAACUUGUGCCUCUGACGAACUUGAUUGUUAUUUACUGGACAACAAUGGAUUCAUCAUUUUAUCUGAAAAUAGUGAGCACACCGGAAAAUUUUUCGGCCAGAUUGAUGGUACCAUUAUGGAUUCUCUGGUUCAAGAUAGAAUUUAUAAAAGAAUCACAAUAAUGGAUUACCAGGGUGUAUGCUCAGAUAAAGAUAACCCAUACACGGCAUCCGCGCAUGUUAUUCAACCGUCAAAGCCAAUGCAGUGGUUCUUCAAAUAUAUUAUUUCAUUCACAACAACGUGGCUUUCUUUCUUGCCAAAGCCUGUUAUUCCUUGGCCGGCCCAACAAUAUAUAGACGGUGAGGAAUAUGAACUGGAAGGCGUGGGUGAUAUAGACGAUGGGGAAUAUGAUGGCGAAUAUGAAACUGAUCAAUAUUCAGACCUACCUUAUAAUAUUGAUGAAGCAACAACAAAAGAUUAUGAAAGAACGACAUUGCCACCGAAAAUUCAAAUACAUUCAAGUGGACCUAGAAAAGCCCCUGAUCCGAAACACGCCAGAUCCUGUGAUUUGAAAACCGAUUUAUAUGUUUUGCAGCCAGAAAGGCUUAACCAAAGCGGACAAAACAACCCUCUCAAAGGAAAACUAACAAAUUGUCAUUCGUCCGGUUGUGAACGACCGUUCAGCGUACAGAAAAUUCCACAUAGUAAUUUGAUUCUCUUAGUCGUUGAUACUUUGUGUCCUUGCGGAUCGAAACAACUUGAUAUUGAACCUGUAGAAAUUCCAGGUGGGAUAGGUGCAUGUGGGACGCGGCGGCAAGCACGUGAAUCUUUAUCCAGGAAACGUCCUGCCAAAUGUAUAAGCUAUCAUCCGGAAGAAGUAGAGAUUCAACAGUGCGGGCGAGGGUCGCAUUUGUUCGCAAAGUCAAUAGUUUUAUCACAUCUAAUUGUAUUGUUAAUAACAUUUGCCCUGACAUAUGUGUGAUAUAAAAAAUAGAACAAUUUUUGUUAAAUUCAAUAAGUACAUUCGAAUUGAAGAUAAGAAACUGAUAUUAAUUUAAAAACAGAAGAUGGCUGAAGUAAGAAUUAGCUGUAAUUUA
Messenger RNA from Hermetia illucens (black soldier fly), 2833 nucleotides. Its product is annotated as voltage-dependent calcium channel subunit alpha-2/delta-3-like. Bases 1 to 2718 code for a protein of 905 amino acids. The record is from RefSeq and is a predicted model, not a curated record. NCBI's taxonomy places the organism in Eukaryota, Metazoa, Arthropoda, Insecta, Diptera, Stratiomyidae. Gene Ontology annotation, cellular component: voltage-gated calcium channel complex. Gene Ontology annotation, molecular function: voltage-gated calcium channel activity. The transcript has 13 exons.